Seminavis robusta is the source of this 2379-nucleotide messenger RNA. NCBI's taxonomy places the organism in Eukaryota, Bacillariophyta, Bacillariophyceae, Naviculales, Naviculaceae. The record is from the annotation of a GenBank genome assembly.
AUGACUUCCUCCGGAAAACAACUUUCUAUUGGCGCCAAUGACGCUGUUGCUACUACUGCGUUGGAAUAUGAAGUCCUCUACUUUGCAAGGUCCAAAAAAGUUCACAAGUCCAAGGGCGUCUCCAAAUUUGAUGGAGUUCUCAGCAUCAAUGUGACAACAGGAAGCAUUCGGCUCAAGGAUUCCACGGCGGAUGAUGAGGACGAAAGUGAUGAAGACGACGCAGAUGACGACGACAACCCAAAGGGAAGAAAGAAAAAGUCCUUUUCCAAGAAAAAGAAACAGAGAGCCAACAAGGCCAUUCCUUUCAGUGGAAACGACAAGGCAUUGGCACAGCGAGCCCAGGACAGUCUACAAGAUGAUGACACUAUCGUCUUGGGAGGAUAUGAAGUGCAAAUUGUGUCUCGCAUGAGUGCUGCUUCGCAGCCGACCAAGAAACCGGCCACUCUCAGCUUUUCUUCCCGCAAGCGACCCGCAGGUCUCAACAGCGGCAAGACUGGCUCUGUAUCCAUCCUGUCCAACAAGCGAGCAUUUGUGGCCAAGCCACUCAAAAGUGUCUCAAAACCAUCCCUGCAGUCUCGUCAGCAGCAACCACUUGCCAAGAGAAAGCCUCUUUUGCCGCUCUCACAGAGCACCUCGCUCCAUCCACGUCGGGCUGUCAAUCCAUCACGUGCCACCACUCAAGUGGCCAAAAAGCCAGCCGCCAACAAUGGCAAUGCGUGUCAAAUCUGCCCUGGAAUACCGUUGACCGGGCAGAUCCGAAAUGUCCUCUUGCCCCAUCAAGUUGUAGGCGUGGAAUUCCUCUGGAAUGCCUUGGUCGUUGGUCCCGACAAGGGUGCCAUUCUGGCAGAUGAGAUGGGGCUAGGGAAGACUCUCAUGACGAUAGCAACCAUUGUGGGACUGCAUCGAACGCACCGAGAAAAGCACUUUAUCGUUGUGUGUCCCAGUUCACUGGUAUCCAACUGGGCCAAGGAAUUUGACAAGUGGGUGGGCAAGGCCAGUCAACCCAAACGAGUUGUCAUUCAAAGCGGAAAGGAUGAAUCCAUAUCUCGGCUCAAGGCAAUCUACUCAUCGACAAAGAGCAUUGGAGGGCAGGUCUUAAUUCUUUCCUUUGAUAUAUUCCGACGUGUCACCCAAAACAUCAAACAGAACAUUGGUCUCGUCGUGAUUGAUGAGGCGCACAAAAUGAAGAACAAGGACGCGCAAACCUUCACUGCUCUAGCAUCGAUCCCCACAGAAGCGAGACUCUGCAUUACGGCGACGCCUGUCCAAAACAACUUGAAGGAGUUCUACACACUGGCCAACUUUGUGCGACCGAGUUGUCUGGGAGAAAUCAAUGAGUUUCGGCGUGAGUACGAACGUCCGAUUGCUGCCGCAAACCAUAAGAAUGCAUCGACGGAGCAGAAGGCUCGAGGAAAGGAACAGUCCAAGGCACUAGACGCCUUGAUCAAACCAUUCAUGCUGCGCCGCCUUCGAAAGGAUAUUCGCAACGAUUUGCCUCCGCGUGAAACUCUUCUUUUAUUCUGUCGUCCUACCCACACACAGACUUCCAUGUACCAGGAGCUUUGCCGAAAGGCCACUUGGGGGGUCAGCGAUGGUCGCUCGGACGCGCUCGCGACGCUACAGACCUUGCAGAAGCUUUGUACUCAUCCAGCCAUGCUUGAGAAGAACAAGGCGGCAGUCAAUCUACUUUCCAAUGAGAGUGUAGCGCUCUCGGGAAAGCUUGCAGUUUUGGAGACCCUGUUGAUGGCUAUUCGAGAGCAACGUGAUAAGGUCGUAAUUGUGUCCAACUUCACGACCGUUUUGUCUCUGCUGGAAGCAACGAUUCUGCGUCCCAAACAGAUGCCCUUUGUGAGAUUGGAUGGCAGCACGGACCAGUCGGAUCGUCAGGUGCUUGUCGACAACUUCAACCGAAAGGGUGGCUCGGGAUUUGCAUUUCUCUUGAGUUCCAAAAGCGGAGGAUGCGGCCUCAACUUGAUUGGAGUCAUUCUACAGCGCCAGAUGACAAAGGAAGCCCUUGAGGUGAUGAAUGGCAGCAGUAAAAAGUCGACUGAAAAGUUCUCGAAGGAAGAGAUUGCAGACUGCUUUUCACUCAAGGCUUGUGACUGUGACACAAAAGACAAGCUGGGGCUGGGCUCGUCUUGGCCCAACUAUGUGGGCCCGGACAGUCUCGAGGCGCAGGGUAGCAAAGAUCAAGUGUUGCAGAACGUGGCUGGAACAAUGUCAGAUGUGCUAUCCUUUGUUCACUUGUGUGUUGAAAAGCAGGCCGAGGUAGAUGCUAGUGACGAGAAGUCGAACCACGAAGAAAGCAAUGACGGUGAAGUGGAGCCUGAGGAUGAAGAGGCGGAAGAAAGCUCCAGCGACGAAGAGAUGGAGUUCUAA